GACUAAGAAGUGACAUUUAAAUCUUCCUCCUAUCCCUGUUAUCUGAUUUGCAGGAACCCAAGACUUAAGCAACCAUGUCCAGCUCAGGCGAGGCAGAGCUCCUGCACACAUUUAAGGGCAUUCCCUUUACCACCAGGUCUUCUCCAGAGCUUUUAAAAUCCUUAGAUACUUUUGAUGCUAGAGAAGAUGAUGUCCUUUUGGUUUCCUAUCCCAAAUCUGGCACUCACUGGCUUGCAGGAGUUAUAACAAAGCUUUACGACACUCAAGUCACAGUAACAUCUCCCAUUGAACUUGGAGACAUUUCCCGACUGGAGGAGCUGAAUAAACUCUCAUCAAAGAGAAUCAUCCCAACACACUUAGACUACAACAUGUUGCCUCCAAAUUUUAAGAAUAAGAAAUGCAAGAUGAUCUACAUCAGCAGAAAUCCAAAAGACACUGCAGUUUCCAUGUUUCAUUACUACAAAGAUAACCCAAACCUUCCCACUGUAGACAGCUGGACUGCUUUCUUUGACCUGUUCUUAAAAGGCAAUGUUGUCUGUGGAUCCUGGUUUGAUCAUUUCCUAAGCUGGGAAGAACAUGAAGAUGAGAAAAAUAUCCUCUUUUUGUUCUAUGAAGACAUGAAGAAGGAUCUCCCUAAGGUAGUAAAGGAAAUUACUCUGUUCCUGAAUUUAAAUGUCAGUGAUGAUGAUAUCCAAGACAUCUGCAAGAAGUCCUCAUUCUCAGAGAUGAAGAAUGACACAGAGAAGGAGAACAGUGACCCCAGUCACACCGUGUGUGCUCUGACAUCCAACAGGAAGCUGAUUUUCCGAAAAGGUGCUGUUGGUGAUUGGAAGAACUACUUCACUCCAAAGCAGAAUAUUAGGUUUCAGGAGAUAUUUAAUGAGAAAAUGAAACUCAGCAAGAUGGCAACCAGUUUCAUCUAUGAGUACUGAGUCCCUGUGAAGAACAAUAUCCAGUUAUCAACAAACAUGCACAAAACAGUUGGUGGGAAGUUCUGAAUGGGUGUUCCCAUGAGUUUAUAAUUCUUCCAGUAGGAAGGAUGGGUAAACAUGGGUUCUUGAGAACAGAUAAGUCCUGACACAGUGCCAGAGCUGAACUCAGUUCUCAGAGGGCAGGUGUACGUGGUUUCAGAGUCAGGUGUCAGACCUUGGUUUGACAACCAAAUCUACUUUGUCAUUUAUUUAUUUUCUUUGCUCCAAGGGGAUAUAAACAGACUUCGUAAACCUGAAUAAAGAAUUUUACCCAAGAUAAUAUGAAGAGAAAAACAAAUGACAAACUUGCAAGAAACUGAAUGUAUAAGAAAUCUAAAAACACAUCAUAAGAAAAUUACCAAAAAUUUGACCCCAGACUUGCUCCUUCUGUAAUAGACCAUGAUUUGGAAGUGCCUAUCUUAUUGGACAUUGCUAUUGAUAAUUAAGUUGAAAACUGCAGCAUUUGAAGAUCUGAAGUUUGUUUACAAAAGUGUUUCUUUUUUUCCUUUUCUUUUCUAACACUAUAUAGUUCUUUGAUGUAACUUAUUUCUGGAUUAGGUACCAGAGAGUCAUUGUGUUUAAAAUGCAACUGAUACAAAUCCAAAUAAAUUUCAGCGCCACAUGUUGAGCAACCGUAAAUGUGUUUAUUUUCCAUGUGAUUUUCUUCCUGCAAAAUUCCUGUUUCCAGUGUUUUGAUGAGAAGUAUUUUACUUCCCACUCCUUGAGCAACAAAACCAAACCACAGCUCAGAGACAGCUUAAUCCAAACAGCACUUAUUUAUUUACUCUGCCCUGAUAAACAGAUUUUCCAAGAAUCAGCUGUCUGUGUCCACAUCUCAGGGAGUGUUCUACCAAGCCACACGGCUUCAAGGCAGAACACAGUUCCUGUGUGUGAGAGAAGCUCCUCUCCUGGGUGUGUUGUUUCUGAGGUACAGAAACAACCUUGAUUCAUCAACACUCAUCUCCCUCCAGCCACACACUUCACACUUGCCAGGCAGCCACUUC
Molecule: messenger RNA, 1975 nt
Organism: Melospiza melodia melodia
Lineage: Eukaryota; Metazoa; Chordata; Aves; Passeriformes; Passerellidae
Product: sulfotransferase 6B1-like
Exons: 6
Coding region: 75-932 (285 amino acids)
Biological process (GO): sulfation
Cellular component (GO): cytoplasm
Molecular function (GO): sulfotransferase activity
Source: RefSeq, a predicted model, not a curated record